This is a messenger RNA of Naegleria lovaniensis, 819 nucleotides long. RefSeq lists its product as uncharacterized. The coding region runs from base 1 to 819 and encodes 272 amino acids. The record is from RefSeq and is a predicted model, not a curated record. The transcript has a single exon. Lineage: Eukaryota; Heterolobosea; Eutetramitea; Acrasida; Naegleriidae.
AUGAAUUCAGAUGGCGAUCGUCUUUCUAACAUGAUGGAUGUUUCAGAAUUGUGGACGAAUGAAGAUCUCAAUUUUUUCAUCAAUAUUCAAACUCCGAUUCAUAAAAAAAAGGGAGAUUUGUUAUUUCCCGCAAGCCGGAGGAAUCAACUCCAUGAAGAAGAUCCAUCGACAGGACUCUCCAUGUCCCCUCUUCUACUACUUGAAAAGGAUGUAAGAGUAGGUGCUUCGCUCCAUUCGACACAAGACCAGAAAAAAGAUACAUCUCAACACAGUUCUAACAAGCUUUUGCCACAAUCAAGCACUACUAUUAUGAGUAGGAAUGAAAAACGGUUAACAAAGCCAACGUCACAACCAACACAUACGAGGUCGACCUUCUCACAAAAUAAUAUUCUUCAGAAUACCUUAGAUAAGUCCUCAAAAAAAGUUGAAGCUCGAGACAAGAAACAGAGAAAGGUAGUCAAUGAUGAAAACUUGUCCCCAAAUAUUAUUGUCACGGCUCAAAAAGACCAAAAACCUCUGUCCAAUAAUAUUAUUCCCAAAAAACAGGUACAAAUAAUUUCUCCAAUUCCAAAGCUGAGUCAACAUGAAAAGCAGCCUACCAUAAAACAGGCCACAAAUUUGGAUCCACCCCAUUCUCAAAACCAGCAAUUGAACGAUAAGAAAAACAAUCCCGAGAAUCCCCCACCUCUUCCUUCAUUACCUCCACAACAACUAAUUCUAAAAUUGUUUGAAGAAAAGCAAAAGAGAUUUCUUGCAAAAUUUAAAAGUGAUUCCCAUGCAUUGCUUGACUAUAUAUCUUCGGUGACGAUUGACCAAUAG